This is a messenger RNA of Wasmannia auropunctata (little fire ant), 404 nucleotides long. Its product is annotated as DNA-directed RNA polymerase I subunit RPA2-like. The coding region runs from base 27 to 371 and encodes 114 amino acids. Gene Ontology annotation, cellular component: RNA polymerase I complex. The record is from RefSeq and is a predicted model, not a curated record. NCBI's taxonomy places the organism in Eukaryota, Metazoa, Arthropoda, Insecta, Hymenoptera, Formicidae. Gene Ontology annotation, molecular function: DNA binding; ribonucleoside binding; DNA-directed RNA polymerase activity. The transcript is spliced from 2 exons. Gene Ontology annotation, biological process: DNA-templated transcription.
AGGUGAGAAGUACCGGACCGAUUGACAUGCUAACAAGGCAACCCAUUAAAGGACGUCGACGCGGUGGUGGUAUUCGAUUCGGAGAGAUGGAACGAGACGCUCUGAUUUCUCAUGGCUGCUCGUACCUCCUUCAAGACCGUCUCUUUCAUUGCUCCGAUAAAAUAACAACUUUAGCAUGUAAAAAGUGCGGAUCACUACUUGGACCGGAAUUAACAGUGACAAAUAGGUGUGACGAGGACGAUAGAAGAUGUCGUCUAUGCGGCGAAGAAGAUACCGUAGACGAGGUUGAAAUACCGUAUAUCUUUAAAUUCCUUCUAAUACAACUGGCGUCCUGCAAUAUAAACAUCAAAUUGAAAUUUAAACGAGUUUAAACGACUGUGGGAAUGUGCGUAAUGUGCAUGUAU